CUUUGCCUAAUUCCAUUUCUUUUGCUGCAAGAAAGAGGAGGCGACAUUCAUCAUGGUCCACAACUACUCCAAGACCGCCAAGGUCCCCAAGCGUCCCUACGAGGCCGCUCGUCUCGACCAGGAGAUCAAGCUCGCCGGUGAAUACGGUCUCAAGAGCAAGCGUGAGAUCUACCGCAUUGGUCUCUCGCUCUCCAACAUCCGCCGUGCCGCUCGUGAGCUUCUCACCCUCGACUCCAAGGACCCCAAGCGUCUCUUUGAGGGCAACGCUCUGAUCCGCCGUCUCAUCCGCAUCGGUGUCCUCGACGAGACCAAGGCCCGUCUUGAUUACGUGCUUGCCCUCAAGAUCGAGGAUUUCUUGGAGCGCCGUCUCCAGACCCAGGUCUUCAAGCUCGGUCUUGCCAAGUCCAUCCACCACGCCCGUGUCCUGAUCCGCCAGAGACACAUUCGUGUUGGCAAGCAGAUCGUCAACGUUCCCUCGUUCGUUGUUCGUCUCGACAGCCAAAAGCACAUUGACUUUGCCCUCACCUCGCCCUAUGGUGGUGGCCGUGCUGGCCGUGUCAAGAGAAAGCGCUCUAAGGCUGCUGCUGGCGGUGACGAGGAAGUCGUUGAGAAUGAUGAUUAAACAUAUCGUGUAACUCGGGAAAUACAUUCAUGCUGACGGCUUUCCCGUAUCUGUGUACAUUUCAAUAUCACACCUGUGCAUCAUCGACGACA
This is a messenger RNA of Polychytrium aggregatum, 714 nucleotides long. RefSeq lists its product as uncharacterized. The coding region runs from base 53 to 622 and encodes 189 amino acids. Gene Ontology annotation, biological process: positive regulation of translational fidelity; translation. Gene Ontology annotation, cellular component: cytosolic small ribosomal subunit. Gene Ontology annotation, molecular function: rRNA binding; structural constituent of ribosome. Lineage: Eukaryota; Fungi; Chytridiomycota; Chytridiomycetes; Polychytriales. The record is from RefSeq and is a predicted model, not a curated record. The transcript is spliced from 4 exons.